CAUGACGUCAUCCUGCCAACAAAGUAGGCUAUUCCAAAACUGAACGGCGAUAUUUUCCUUCCUAAGAAAAUGUACCCGGGAUUUAAACUACAAUUUCUAUAUACGUUUCUUGUAUUCGUAGAAUAAAUACCCCUGAAUGUAACACACACUGGAUCACUGUGAGAACUUUCUGGGAAAUAAAGAAGAAAUAACGACGACACAACAAUUAGAUGGAGGAGCUGGAAGGUACAGAUGGACGCCACUGUGCGGGUUGCGGGGGAACAAUUCAAGACACAUUCAAUGUGAAGGUUCUUCAAGGAACUUGGCACAAUGCCUGUUUUCAGUGCUCAGAGUGCUGUGACCACCUGACCAACUGGUACUAUGAGAAGGAUGGAAAGCUGUACUGCCGUAAACACUACUGGGAGAAGUUUGGAGAGCUGUGUCACGGCUGUUCUCUGCUCAUGACUGGACCUGCCAUGGUGGCCGGAGAAUACAAGUAUCACCCAGAGUGCUUUGUGUGUCUGAGCUGCAAAGUUGUCAUCGAGGACAGGGACACCUAUGCCCUGGUGGAGCGCUCCAAACUGUACUGUGGGAAGUGCUAUAAGCAGGUAGUCCUGGCACCCGUGUUGGAGAAGCGUUCAGCCGACUCGUCCCUGGACUCUCUGCCCCACACGGUCACCCUCAUCUCCAUGCCCUCUGCCACCAACAGCAAGAGGGGCUUUUCUGUCUCUGUCAUAGGGGACGCGGCCAGCGGCUUGGCUAGCGUGCAAGUCAAAGAAGUCCGAGGGAUGCAUAUCAGCCCGGAGGUUCGGGAUGCCAUCCACGUUGGUGACAGGAUCCUGGAGAUCAACGGUCUUACUGUGGGGACACUGGUGGAGGAAGAGGUGGAGGACCUCAUCCAUCGGACCAGUCAGACACUGCAGCUGCUCAUAGAGUAUGAUCCAGUCAGGCAGCGGUUGGACAGGCUCAGACUGGGGUCCUCGCAAAACCGCUUGGGGGUCCCCGCCACCUCCCGCAUGCGCCUGUCUUCGCCCUCUAACAGUGUUCUGGAGAGGACAGACGUGGUGGAUGACGGCACCCUAAAGAGGAGGUCUCUAAGGCGUAGCAACAGCAUCUGUAAGUCCCCUGGGCCAACCUCCCCUAAGGAACACCCUAUCCUGACCCGGGACAUUGGGCGCUCCGAAUCCCUGCGCUCCUCCAGCAGCUGCUCCCAUCGCAUCUUCCGCCCCUGUGACCUCAUCCACGGAGAAGUGCUGGGCAAGGGCUUCUUCGGCCAGGCUAUCAAGGUAACCCACAAAGCCACUGGUGAGGUGAUGGUGAUGAAGGAGUUGAUUCGCUGUGAUGAGGAGACGCAGAAGACCUUUCUAAAGGAGGUCAAAGUGAUGAGGAGUCUGGAACAUCCCCACGUGUUGAAGUUCAUCGGUGUGCUAUACAAGGACAAGAGGCUGAAUUUAAUAACCGAGUUUAUUGAGGGAGGCACACUGAAGGAUUUCAUUGGAGACAUGGACCAGUUUCCAUGGGAGCAGAGGGUUAGUUUCGCCAAAGGCAUUGCUUCUGGAAUGGCUUACUUGCAUUCAAUGAGCAUCAUCCACAGAGAUCUUAACUCUCACAACUGCCUGGUGAAACUGGACAACACAGUGGUGGUGGCAGACUUCGGCCUAUCCCGGCUCAUGGUGGAGGAGGUCAAGCAACCUCCCCCUGAGAAACUGGUCAAUAAGAAGAGGGUUUUCAGGCGCAUUGACCGUAAGAAGCGCUACACGGUGGUGGGGAACCCCUACUGGAUGGCUCCAGAGAUGCUGAAUGGUAAACGCUAUGAUGAAAAGGUGGACAUUUUCUCCUUUGGGAUUGUGCUUUGUGAGAUUAUUGGGCAGGUGAAUGCAGACCCAGAGUGCCUUCCCAGGACCUAUGACUUUGGCCUGAAUGUAGACAAGUUCAUGGAGAAGUUUCUCCCUGACAACUGCCCUCCAGCUUUCUUCCCAUUGGCUGUGGCUUGUUGUGACCUCAUCCCUGAAAACAGGCCUGCCUUCCAGAAGCUGGAGGACUGUUUUGAGGCCCUGUUCCUUAACCAGGAGAUGGGCAUCCGUCUGCCAGCCGAACUGGAAGAGCUGCACCAGAAACUGUGUCGACUCCACCCUCCAAAAGAAAGCUCCUCGCUCCCAGCUCCCCAGAGCACAGUCCCAACACCAGCCCCUCCAGAGGAGUCCAGCCUGGCUGACAAUGGCACCUAGCAGACGCCUGCCCCUCUGGAUCCCCAAGCCCUCCCUCUAAGACCGCAGCCUGGACUGCACUAACACAGCUGGAGGAGGGGUGGGGAAGACAAACCUAACUCAUGCCAUCUGGGAACUGGAUAACCUGAGCUAGCUGGACCAAGCUCCUCUCUCUGUGUGUUAUGUUGAUAUGGUCUGUAGUGGAUGUGUAUGAGUGACCAUACAGCUCUGAGAGCACCAAGGAACUGCAGUGUGUGUAGACUGGAGACAAGGGAGGAGACACAUUUUAAUGAGAAGACUAGAGGUGUUUGGUAUUUAUUUUUGUCCUGUUACAUUUUUUAAAUGCUUUUUUUUUUGCACACACCAGGACAUGCAAGGUUUUACACAUCUGUUUGCCAUGCUAUCAGAUCCUGUUAUGUGGUUGGUUCUCUGCUCUCUCAAUAUGAUUCCUUAUUUUAUCGAGACAAUCUCUCCACAGCAUUUAAUAUCAAUCCUCAUGUGAAAGCUGUUGUGUUUUUCACGGACUGUUUUUAUCUCGUCGGGUGGGUCUUAAGUUGUAGUGUGGAUUGUGGAGAGAAGACUCGCUCAGCAGGCAACAGCAGUGAAAAUCGAGAUGUGUGACAGGCUAGCUGAUUGACGGAGUUAACCCAGGGCAGAGCAUUUGGAGUGAAGUUUGUUUACCAACAGGAGGACAGAGGGGUAUCCUACGAAGCAGAUUUGAGUAGUUCGCAAGGUUACUUUGGUCAACUCGGAAUAACUGGUCAUACGAAGGUGAUUCACCUUUUGUCCAGGUAAAUUUCUAUGACAAUGAAUCCUUCAGAACUAACCUUUUCCGGGUCAGGCUAAUUCAGUUAACUCUGCUUAACUGAAACGACUGAGCCACGAGUUGAGGACUGCAUCGUUAUCCCUUUCAAUUGGAGGAAGACGACUGAUUAAAAUGUAUCACAUUACACAUUUAUUACUGACGGAAUGCAUUUACAUUUUCCAGCACAGGACCACUUAAUGCAGAUUUAAUGCAGUUAUUUUAUCGAUAGGAGUGGGGAAAGAAAGACGGUUGUGCAUUGAUAAGCACACCAAAGUCUGCAUUAACGAUAAGUAAUAAAUAUACCAUAGCCUGCUGAAUUAGCAAGAUACCUUUUAUUUUAGUUUGACUUCAGCACAAAUUAAAAUGUGGCACUGACAUGCCCAUGGAUCGAAGUUUUAGCAUUGUCGCAAUGACGAGUUCGGCAUUCAACUAGCCAUGUGCAACAUGCACUCGCAGUUACAAGCCUGCUAGAGUUAGUGGCAGGCGGACAAGCAAUAUCCACUGUCAUAGUACGGAUGAAGCCUGAGCUGGAAUGUGAAGCUAACUGAAACUAGUUAGCUUUAGAAAACGCUAAGUAGAUUUAGCUUGCUUUGUAGGAUACCCCUUUGGCGUGAAGAGCACAGCAGGGACCAAACAAGCACUCUCUGAGGAGGCCACACACUCACACCAGUCAGAGAAAUAUGUGGAGCUGUGUCAAAGGAAUGUCAUGAGCUCACUGACCAGGAAAAUCCUCGUCAAACAGUGAUUCAACUUGAAAUGUGACCUUGAUUUUUAGAGAACCUCCCAGCUUCACUGAUGGCAUCAGAUUCACUCUACAACUGUUAACAGUAAUCAUCCUUUAGUCUUAUUGUCAUGUGGUUUGUGGGGCAUCUACUAAUGUAAAGUUACUGUAGAGGGUGGACAUGGUAGUGUAUAGAUUUUCUUACAAUUAACAAAAUGUUUUUAAUCCACUAAAUUAACUCUGAAUUUGUUUUGUCCAUGUGCACAUGGACAGAUUUAAAAUUGUAUAAUGAUUUGAGAAUUUGGAGCUAUUGACAGAUUUGGAGUUUGUUAUAGGAUGAAUAGUGUUUUUACAUGCAGAACAAUUUUAGAACCAGACUGGUACCUGGUGCUUGUUGAUAAGGACCACUCAACUCUGAUUGGACAGCAUGAACCAGGUGUGUACUUAAUGUAGCUCUGCUCUCAAAGGCAUUGUACAACUUACUAAAAAUGGCUCUGUUUACACAGGCAACCCAAUUAUGAUCUUUUUCCCACAUUCGUCUUGACCAAUCACAUCAGGUAGCCUAUCGGUUAAGAGCAUUGGACCAGUAAGACAUCUGGUUCAAUUCCCCGAGCUGACUAGGCAAAAUCUGUCUGUGCCCUUGAGCAAGGCAUUUAACCCUAAUUGCUCUGCUAAAUGUAUAUUUUUCAGAUCUGUUUGGUCAAAGGACAAAUUAGUAAAAUAUCUAAAUUGGGCUGCUUUUGUAAACCCUGACAAAGUGAAUUGUAGUUAAAUAAAACUGGAUUUAUAUAUUUAAGUUGGCUGUAAGAAAUGUAUAUAUGCCUAAGGGAAUCAAGGGUUUGUAGAUUUUGUUUAGACAUGAACAAUAUUUGUAGAAUAUGGAGAUUAAAAUAAACAUGGUUUUGUUUGCUAGCAUAAUCUAAGGUACUGAUUUGUACACAUUGUAAUCACUUAUCACCAUGAUGUUGAAUGAAUACAAUUCAUUUUUUGCUAAUAUACUAACUUUAAAGAUGCACACAAACCCUACUCUCUUUGUAAAUGAAUGUGUAGAUGACCACUAGAGGGUGGUAGUGUAUAACUUUGCUCAUGGGAUGGGUGAAUCUUAAACCUGAUAGUCUUGUUGAAUUCCCAGUGAGCAUGAGUCACUCACUUUUAGCAGGUUUCAGCUAAAUUAAGGAACUCAUUUGUAUUCAUUUAAAAGGUGAGGAAUGAGGAUGCAGUUAUGCUUUUUCAAAGUACAUUCUAUUGAAAUCUGCCAAACUUACAAAUACAAGUACUCAUUUCCAAUGAUUAGCAACAGUGAAGAAACUUUUUUUUUAAUCAGCAUUGCACCAAAACUAAGGAACCAAUGAUUGAAGAGUAAUCCAGUGAUGCAGAAUGACAACCAUUUCAAAGAUGUCUAAAUCACAAAAGACAACAAUUUGGAGUGAUGCAAGAUAUUGCAUUAGCAGAAAAGAGCAAUCAUGUAAAGCAGAAAGAUAUUACAUUUAAUCCCAACAAGAGAUUGUUGGUCAAUAACGCAUUACAUUUUCUAACCAACUGUGGCAUUAAUUUCAGCAUCCUGUUUCAAAACAUGCAACAGGCUGCUUAUUAUGCAAUUAUUCCAUCCUGUACAUAUCAUAUGGUAGGUUACCUCAGUUUGACUCAUAUCCUGUUUACCCUUUUGCUUUGCUCGUCUGCUUGCCCUGACGUUUGGGACGAAUUCAAAUCUAAUGCCCCAGGCUUCAACUUUUAAACAGACUUCUGUUCUGCCCAAGUGUCAUUCAGACAGCCUCUGUCCGGUUCUAGCCAGACUUCAGACUAAGCUGUAUUCUGUUUCACAGCUGUGCUGCGGCAUUUCCUCCUGAGAACAGACUCUCCGAUUUACAAAGACGUCUCCCUUUUCCUGUCAGUUUCUAACCUAAGGAACCAUACAGCCUGUCCUCAUGUAAAGCCACCGACUCCUGAUGUUUCUAGUUACUGCACAUUGGUUUCUAUCACCCAGCCUUAUGAGUUAAACAGAAGGGUCACCAUGUACAAAUACAUUCAUUAUGCUAAGGCAACGUCACAGCUUCAGAGAGCAGGAGAUGUUUCCUUUUCUUUUGCAGAUCUGACAUGAAUGUUCCCUCAUGCUAAUUAUUACUCCACAUCUGUUCCAACGGCCUUUAAGAUGUCUAACGCAGAUGUUUAACAGGGCUAUCCUAUUCCUAUACUAGAUGCCCUCCCCAGACCCGCCCUAGCACAGCCAAAAGGGCCAGGGGACGUGUAGCAUUGUUUUCUCAGGUAAGCCCAUAACACCAAACUGCCGAACACCUCAAUAUAAAAAAAGAAGUCACGGCUAUGAAUUCCCCCUUUCCAAACACUGUCUCCUACUCUUCAUCCAAAGCUUAUAACAUCACCCUCCAUCAUUAAUGUUGAUUGAUGCACAUCCCAUUCACAAGACAAUCAUACUGCUAUAGCAGAGCGUCAGCCCGUGAUCAUGUUUUCUUGGAUAUGAAAUUCUUAAUGAGCAUCCCUGACAUGCACUUUUGUACACAACCCUCCCCGAUUGGUCUCCACGUGGAGUGAAAUUAGUCCUUCAGCUCCACCUGUUGUCAUCUUUUCCCCUGUUGGUGACACUUGUGUUAAAACCAGGGCAAUAAGGACACAAUUUAGUCUUUGGAGCUCAGCCCUGCUCCCCUUCUCCUCA
Oncorhynchus nerka (sockeye salmon) is the source of this 6380-nucleotide messenger RNA. RefSeq names its product LIM domain kinase 2 (gene limk2). Gene Ontology annotation, cellular component: cytoplasm; nucleus. Gene Ontology annotation, biological process: actin cytoskeleton organization; protein phosphorylation. Gene Ontology annotation, molecular function: protein binding; ATP binding; protein serine/threonine kinase activity. The transcript is spliced from 16 exons. The coding region runs from base 210 to 2207 and encodes 665 amino acids. NCBI's taxonomy places the organism in Eukaryota, Metazoa, Chordata, Actinopteri, Salmoniformes, Salmonidae. The record is from RefSeq and is a predicted model, not a curated record.